Molecule: messenger RNA, 1090 nt
Organism: Xiphias gladius (swordfish)
Lineage: Eukaryota; Metazoa; Chordata; Actinopteri; Istiophoriformes; Xiphiidae
Gene: ppp1r14ab
Product: protein phosphatase 1, regulatory (inhibitor) subunit 14Ab
Exons: 4
Coding region: 1-459 (152 amino acids)
Biological process (GO): regulation of phosphorylation
Cellular component (GO): cytoplasm
Molecular function (GO): protein serine/threonine phosphatase inhibitor activity
Source: RefSeq, a predicted model, not a curated record
AUGGCGGCUAACCGGGUGGGGCGGCGGGUGAAUAAGGUGUGUGGUAAUCAGUCACCGAGUCGCUCCGGCGGCGGGCGGGAUCCGGGUCAGAGUCUGCAGCGGAGACAGGCCCGAGUUACCGUCAAAUACAACCGGAAAGAACUGCAGAGGAGGCUGGACGUGGAGAAGUGGAUCGACUGUGGACUGGACGAGCUCUACGGGGGCCGGGAGGAGGAGAUGCCAGAGGAGGUGAACAUUGAUGAACUGCUGGACCUGAAGACAGAUGAGGAGAGGACACACAGACUGCAGGACAUCCUUCAUUCCUGUAACAACAGCACAGAGGUGUUCAUCAGCGAGCUGGUGUUGAAACUUCAGGGUUUACAGAAGCAGGAGGAUCUGCACAACGAUGGCAUUGACCUCCCUCAACUCCACAUCUACCCCGCCCGCUCCGGAUCUGCCAAUAGGGAGGUGCUGCACUGAGACAUCGAGCGUAUCCAGGCUGAUCCAGAUCUCAAACCCCGGCACAAUCACCCCCCACAUACACACUGCUAUACACCACCUACAGCCAGACCAGGAGGAGCCGGACUACAAAACAAUUGCACCUGAACUGUCCGUAAUUUAUCCAACAUACCCAGAGUCCCUCCACUCACAUAUACCUCCACUCCGGCCAGCAUCACUUCUCCUAACAAGAGGCGCUGUAACAUAAAACAAACGUACCUAAUGUCUGAAUCCACCUGAACUGUCCUGAUUUUAUUGAAGACCCCAAACAGAAAGAAAAGAAUCAUAAAGCAUCAGAUGUUUGACUAAGUGUAUCAGGUGUUGCAGCGCUUUAAUCUCUUUAUCAGUAUCAGUCUGACCGUCACACUUCUUCAGAUGUGUUGGAAACACAAAUAGCUCCGAGCUGAUAGGACGUAUUUAUCAGGUCUGAUCAGUCUGCAAAACGAUUAUGUUGUUUUGGUCACAAAUGUGCCGGUUUCACACCAAACUCCUCUGAAUUUCCAGCCUUUUUUCACACACUCAUCAGUGUUAGUCAACCUGUUGAAACUCCCUCAGGUGACGGAGCAGUUCUCCUGGUUUCAGUACAAAUACACACACACACACACACACACAC